Fulvia fulva is the source of this 8565-nucleotide messenger RNA. RefSeq names its product Nonribosomal peptide synthetase TES. The transcript has 4 exons. The record is from RefSeq and is a predicted model, not a curated record. NCBI's taxonomy places the organism in Eukaryota, Fungi, Ascomycota, Dothideomycetes, Mycosphaerellales, Mycosphaerellaceae. Gene Ontology annotation, cellular component: cytoplasm. The coding region runs from base 1 to 8565 and encodes 2854 amino acids. Gene Ontology annotation, biological process: amino acid activation for nonribosomal peptide biosynthetic process; secondary metabolite biosynthetic process. Gene Ontology annotation, molecular function: phosphopantetheine binding; catalytic activity.
AUGGCGCUAGCCUUUGGCAAUAUGGAGAACAGCUCGUUGGUAGUAAAGGAUCAUAGGGCACCCCACGAUGGACGGACGAAGGACAGCCUACUGGGUCGCAUCCGUGAAGAAGCGCCUCCCGACCAUUGCAACACUCAAUCUUUUGGCAGGCACGAUUUCAAGGUCGAAAGGUCGCUGUGCCAGCGACUACAAGUAUCGUCAGCUCUUCAUGAGUACGAUCUGAAGACCGUGCUCUUUGCCGCCUUCCGAGCAGCUUUAUAUCGAACAACAGGUGCUUCGGACCUCACUGUUGGCAUAUUAAGCAAUGUGACAAGCGCUCCUGGCAAUAUUGGCCAUGAUGAUGUUCACGACACACAAUUGCAUUCCAUAUCGACAAAGAUUGAGGACAACACGCGCUUUGUGGACCUAUUACAGCAGGCUAAGGGAAGACUGGAUCAGGCACGAGAUCUAGAUCUGGGCAUUUCUGCGGAAGCAACGUUAUCCCAGUCCACUCUGCGCCAUGCAGAUUCAAGGAUUAUCUUUGCCUUGCGAGAACGUCCUAUUGAGCCUGACUCACAUAUAACCAAGUUAUAUCCUUCGAGCGACAUAAUCGGAAGCGACAUCAUAUGGCAUUUCUGGCUCGACGAAGAGGGAGGAUCCGGCAAUGUAUAUUUUGCAAACAGAGCCAUCGACCGGGACUCGAUCAUCAGCCUGGUGUCAGUGUUCCUUGGAGUGCUAGAAAGCGGGUCGGACGACCCGACAACCUCAUGUGCUCAGCUACUACUUCUCUCCAAUUUCAGUAGCAUCGUCCCAGACCCUAGCCGUGCCGUUCCAAAGCAACAUACUUCAGUCUGCGAUGCUUUCCGGGAACAAGUUACUCGCCAUCCCAACACGAUCGCCGUCAAAGACUCGUCGCAGACGCUCACUUACUCUGAGCUGGACACACUUUCGCAGAAAAUAUCAAAUUGGCUCGCCCGGAGACGGUGUGCUGCAGAAACCAUGAUAGGUGUACUAGCUGGUCGAUCGGUUGUCGCAGUCACCACGUACAUCGGCAUCCUUGGUGCAAAUCAUGCGUAUGUUCCACUAGACAUCAGAUCUCCUGUCGAAAGGCUGAACCACAUGCUUUCGUCGAUGGGAAACCAGCCUUUGGUGCUCUACGGCCCCGGACUUGAGUCGUUAGCCGCUCGAAUGGCGGAUGCUGAAUACGUCUCGAUCGCCCAGAUCCUGGACGACAAUGUUCCCGUGACGCCUGUGGAACACAUGCUGCCUUUGCCAGCCACACUCGCAGCAGUUAUCUUCACAUCAGGAUCGACCGGACGUCCGAAGGGAGUCAUGAUCGAACAUCGUGCCAUUGUUCGCGUUGCAAAGCAAGAAAGCUACCAAAUCACACCUCACUCGGCCGAAGAAACGUCCGUGGUAGCACAUUUACUCAAUCCAGCUUUCGAUGCCGCCAUGAUGGAGAUUUACACAGCAUUACUCAACGGCCAUACUCUAUACUGUGUAGACGAGUCCAUUCUUCUCGACAGCCACUCGCUUAGCGAGGCAUUCGUACGGCAGAGCGUGAAGAUGGCUGUCUUCACACCAGCUCUGUUAGACCAUUGUCUUCGCGAAGCUCCUGUAUUGUUCAAACAAUUGAAAAUAUUGGUCGUUGGUGGCGACCGGUUCAAGGCCUCCCAUGCACGACAACUGAAACGACUUGUUCAAGGAGAAGUCUUCAAUGGAUAUGGACCCACCGAAAACACGGUCGUCAGUACAUUGUACCGCAUUCCUGCUGACGACGAGCACAUUUCGGAUGAUGUGCCCAUCGGGCAGGCAGUUACCGGCUCAUUUGCGAUCGUGGCCGAUACAAAGCAGCGAAUGGUUCCGGUUCCUCCAGGAGUCAUUGGGGAGCUUAUUGUCGGUGGUGACGGCCUAGCGAGGGGAUAUCUCGAUACUCAACUCAAUGUUGACCGCUUCGUCCAAAUCAGCAUCAACGGUACUGCUGUACGAGCGUACCGAACGGGAGACCUGGCUCGUCUUCGCCCGAGCGACAUGCAGCUGCAGUUCAUGGGAAGAAUAGAUCAUCAAGUCAAGAUCCGAGGUCACCGUGUUGAGGUGGAUGAAAUCGACAGGGUACUCAUGUCACACUCUGCAAUCGACAGCGCCACAACAAUUCUCUAUAUUCCCGACAAUGCCGAAGAAUUGGAUCUUGUCAGCUUCGUCACAAAAUCUCCUGGAAGCAGAUAUGCCGACCUCGGCUUGGAUCUUGCGAUUUCGAACCUUGGAAGAGACUUUGUUGGCUGGACCUCGAUGUACGAUGGAACCUUGAUUCCUCGGCAUGAGAUGGAAGAAUGGCUCGAAGACACGAUUCGUACUAUCCAGGAGAGCUGUCCUGGCGGAGCACUGGGCAAGGUGCUUGAGGUCGGAACUGGCAGUGGUAUGAUGCUGUUCAACCUUACACCCAUGUCGACACAGUAUGUGGGCCUCGAACCGUCGCUGGACGCCGUCAAUUUCGUCAACUCAGCCAUCGAGUCGAUCGCGGACAUCAAGGGCAAAGCUCGUGUUCACCAAGGCACUGCUUCUGGCAUUGGACGCUGGAUGGACGAUUGUCAGCCAGACCUCGUCGUCAUUAACUCGGUAUCCAUGUACUUCCCGUCAGCAGCAUACAUAUACAAGAUCAUCGAGGACUGCAUCGGACAGCUUCGACCAUACCAAAAGACAAGGCUCUUCUUCGGCGAUGUCCGGUCUUAUGCGCUCUACCAUGAAUUCCUUACUCACAAAGCUUGUCACAACGCUGUUGCGGAAAUGACCAUUGGAGAUCUUUGCGCCAUCGUGGACGAGCAGAUGAGCCGAGAAAAAGAGAUGCUGAUUGAUCCCGGCUUGUUCACAGCUUUGCCAGUCAAGUUUAGCGGAAGCAUCGAGCACGUAGAGAUUUUGCCAAAACGGAUGCAUGCAACAAACGAACUAAGCUGCUUCAGAUAUGCAGCAGUAGUCCACAUGUGUGGCGCCGCGGCGUCUCCUUCACAAGUACAUGAGCUUGCUCCCGAUGAAUGGAUGGAUGUCAGCGUUGAGCGUCUUGAUCGCGCUGCCAUCGAAAAGCAGCUUAUGGUCAAGUCUCGGUCAAGUUCAUCCUCUGACAUCGUAUUGGCACUCUCGAGCAUUCCCUACUCGAAGAUUGCCGCGGACAAAGCGAUCGUAGAUGCUAUCCGUGUCCCUGGAGCUCUAGGCCAGCAAGUAGAAGACCUGACAAAACGCUUUCACGAGCAUACCGAUGCUCCUCUGUCAUGGGAUGCAGCGGGGCUACACCAGCUGGCAAAAGCAGCAGGCUUAGAGGUCCAAGUUAGCUGGGCCCGGCAGUAUUCACAACGCGGUGGCAUGGACGCCGUGUUCUUCCAACCUCGAGGUGAGAUGCACUGUCGCAGGGCGCUCAAGUUUCCUGUCGAUCAUGAUAACCGCGAUCCGCGCACAUUGUGCAAUCAACCUAUCCAAGUUGAUGGGCGCAUUGCUCUGCAACAAGAAUUGGAGGUGUGGGCUCGCGACAAGCUUCCUCCGUACAUGAUGCCCAGAGCAGUUUUGGUUAUCGAUCAGAUGCCUCUGACCAACAACGGCAAAGUAGAUCACAAGAAGCUUGCCAAGAUGGCUGCUUCGGAGUUCGCUGCGGCCAUUAAGCGCGAUAGCGCACGUAACCCGCCAACAAGAAGCGUCGACAGUUCCAUAGAGACAAAAUUGAAGGAACUUUGGGCAAUGGUUCUCGACGUACCGGUUGCUAGCAUCGCUGCCGACGACCAUUUCGUUCGGAAAGGCGGCGAUUCGAUCAAGGCAAUGCGCUUGGCAGCGGCGGCCAGACGGCAUGGUUUGACCCUCAAGAUCCCUGGCAUCUUGACCUCGCCGCGACUUCGCGACAUGGCCAGAACGGUGCAUGAAGAGGCAGUUGAGCAGCAGUUUUCAGUACAACCUGCUACGCAUAUCGAUGUUGCUCCCUUUGAAAUGCUGCAGUACACUUCCGAAGCUGAGGCGCGAAGCUCGGCAAUGACUCAAUGCGACAUCUCAGCCCAUAGCAUCGAAGACAUAUUCCCUUGCACGCCGUUACAAGCAGGUCUAGUGGCACUGAACCUUGCGAACCCUAGCGACUACAUCGGUCGCCACGUGAAGCAGCUGCUUCCCACUACCGGCAUAGAGCGGUUCCAAGUGGCGUUUGGGGAUGUGGUUCGAGCCCAUCCUAUUCUGCGAUCACGCAUCAUCUAUCUGCCUGGUGACAAUUUCGUACAAGUUGUGACUAAAAGCCAAAUCAGCUGGAGCUUGGGAACUUCGGUCGAGGAAUACACCAAGAAGGACCGACAAAACCAUAUGGGAUUGGGACAGCCACUUGUACGGGCGGCGGUGAUCACGGAAGGAACGCAGCGCUACUUUAUCCUGACGGCGCAUCAUUCCCUCUUCGACGGCUGGUCCAUGCGAAUCCUUUUUGACGCCCUUGAUCGAGCUUAUCAUUCUUUGCCGAUCUCGCCUCCACCGCCAUUCCAGAAUUUCAUCAAGGCCCUCGUACAACAUAACCAGUCCGAAGCUGGCAAGCAAGCGUGGAGAGCCAAUCUGAUGGACAACGAAGCAGAGCAGUUCCCACGCCUUCCCAACCCAGGCUAUCGUCCGAAGUCGGACUCGCUUCAUCAUUGUCGGUUCCAGGAUAUGAGCUGGGGCGAGAUGGAUGUCACAGCAGCUGUUGCUGUACGCGCUGCUCUCGCGAUCUUGAUUAGUCAGAGAGAAAAUGUCCAGGAUGUAGUGUUUGGGACGGCCUUGGCUGGAAGAGACAGUAUCCCAGUGGCCGGUAUCGAGGAAAUGACUGGCCCCACGCUGACCACCCUACUAACGAGGGUCACGUUCGCAUGUUCGCAGGAAACAGUCGGAGACUUUCUUGUUCGCUUACAAAAUGAUUGGGCUGCUCUGUCCAGGUAUGAACAUAUGGGCCUCGCGGCUAUUCGGGAUUUGAGCGAGGACGCCCAUCGAGCGACAGAGUUUCAGACUUUACUGGUUGUACAACCCAGUAAAGAGUCUUUGAAACACGGUGAGAACGGACAUUCUCUUUUCAAGCACGAAGCGUCCGUCCGGGCUGCCGAUAAUGAUCUGGGUGCAAUAAGCACAUAUGCCAUGGUUAUGGAAUGCCAGCUGUCAAAGAAUGGUGUAGACAUCCGAGUGACCUUCGAUUCGGCCGUGGUCCCAGAAGCACAGAUGCGACAAAUGCUGUCACAAUACGAGACCAUCCUGCGCAAGCUCUGCCUACCUGAAGCGCGUGAGCAGCGUUUGUCAGAGAUCGAGUGGCUCGGCGAGAUUGACAUGAGCGCUAUCUGGAAAUGCAAUGCGAAAAUGCCUGAGGCCAUCGAAUCUGCCACGCAUGACCUACUAUCAUCAACAAUCCGUCAACGCCCCAGUGCUCAGGCCAUUGCAGCCUGGGACGGCGACCUGACGUAUGAGGAGCUCGAUGGUCUUUCGACGCGGCUAGCAGAUCAUUUGCUGGACCACGGUGUUGUCGAUGCCGUGGCCGUUGCGAUCUACAUCGAGAAAAGCAAGUGGACUGCAGUUGCCAUGUUGGCUGUUAUGAAGGCUGGAGGCACGUCAUGUCUGCUUGAUCCAUCGUUGCCAGUGGCCAGACUCCAGUCUAUGGUCGAUCAACUGGGUCCCAGGAUCAUUCUGGCCUCGCCACGACAGCGGGUCUCGGCACAGGCUCUAUUCAAAGAGCUAAUUGUUGUUGUCGAUGCUGCUAACGCCACACAAUGGUCUUCCGCUACAUCUGGGAGAGCCCUGCCCAGCGUUGAUCCAGCGACGCCGCUGUAUGUUGUCUUCACCAGCGGCAGUACAGGUGCACCGAAAGGAGUCGUCAUUUCUCACGGCAGUUUUAGCAGCGCCAUUGUUCAUCAACAUCCACGCCGGAGCGUUGGCGAAGACUCGAGAGUGUAUGACUUCAGCUCGCUUGCCUUCGAUGGCUCGUGGUUCAAUCUGCUACAUACUCUAUAUGCCGGUGGCUGCGUCUGCAUACCUUCCGACACAGAUCGACAAAACGACUUGAGUGGCAGUAUACUCAGGCUCGGAGCAACAUUCGCUUUCCUGACCCCGACUGUGGCUAGUACACUUGAUAUCGCGGCACUGCGGGCGCUUGAAUCGCUGGAGAUCGGGGGCGAAGCAGCUGAUGAGGACGAAAUGCAGAGGAUUCAAGUCCACACCAGCGUGAGAUUCAUUUACGGUCCUUCUGAAUGCACACCAAUCACAACAAUGACCAAGCCUGGAGCUCAUGCUCUUAGCAUCGGUCGACCAGCCGGAGUACUGGCAUGGCUAGUGGAUCCGCAGCAUACAGAACGGCUCGUCGGAGUUGGCUGCAUUGCCGAAUUAUGGCUUGAGGGGCCUUUAGUUGGAACUGGCUACUAUAAAGACCCCAACCGUACCGCUGCCUCUUUCGUCGAGAACCCGCCUUGGCUGCUUCGCGAUCGACCCGGUCGACCCGGUCGGAAAGGACGAGCAUAUCGUACUGGCGAUCUGGUCAGAUAUCAACCUGACGGCAGUUUGACCUUCGUGGGACGCAACAACAUGCAGCAAGUCAAAGUCCGUGGCCAAAGAGUGGAGCUACUCGAUGUUCAGCACAAUGUGCAAGAUGUGCUGAAGAAGAGCCUGCCGGAGGUGUCGGUCAUAGCAGAUGUAUGUGGGCCCAAGAAAGAUACAUUGGUGGCGUUUGUCCACGUACAAAACAAGUCAUGGGCCGCUUUGUCGUUCAAUGAACAGACGUCUCUGCUUCGAGAGAAGGCCGGGAAUGCUAAAAAUGAACUUGCUGGCAUGGUUCCAAAGUAUAUGAUCCCGGCGUUGUUCGUACCUCUAGAGAGCUUUCCGCUAAGUCCAACUGGCAAACUCGAUAGACGCAGACUUCAGGCGAUGCCUAAUGAACUGACGCAGGAACAACGCAAUGCCUGCUCCUUGCUGCCAAGUCACGAUGCGUUAGCAGCUGAUCAAUCCAGAUCAUGCACGGAGGAGGAAGUACGAUCACCAUGCACGGAGGAGAAACUACGAUCCCUCUGGGCUAUGGCCCUGAACAUUGAUGCUGAGAGCAUCACCACAGAAGACAACUUUUUCCACCGCGGUGGUGACUCUCUAUUGGCCAUGAAACUGGUCAAUGCGGCGCGACGAGCAGGUGUAUCGCUCAGUGUAGCAGACGUCUGGACCUGGCCACAACUCAGUAGUCUUGCUGCGCAUGUGGGGAUAUGCUCCUCGACGAACACUUCGCCAGGACGGAUGGUCGAACCUGCGACCGCUGCUACCGUUGAUCACGACGCGCAUUUCUCCAUGACACUGCCUUCCGAGACGCUUCCUUCCAACAAGCCCCCAUCCUCCGAGACACUACCAGUGACUUGGUCCCAAUAUCAAUUCCUCAAUGGUACAGUCAAUGGCUACUCUGCCCAUGUGUACCACUUACUGGUCGACAUCCCGGCGGGUUGCGACAAGGAGCAGGUCAAGAACGCAUGUUCAAGACUGCUUCAUGACUUCGACGUCCUUCGCGUCAGAUUUGUAUGCAGUCCCUAUCGUGUGCAUCAAGUCUUCGAUGACUACCAAGAGAACCAAUUGCCUUGGCAAGAGUUGCAAGCCAACGAUCUCGACACGUUGGAUACUAUCAAUCGCUUCUGCGAAGCGGACAGAGCCACACUCGGGGCGCGACCUCAUCCACAGACAGCCACAACUCGUUUUGUGUUGAUGCACCGGCAGCAAAGGCCACACAAGCUUGUGAUGAGGCUCUGUCAUGCCCAGUACGAUGGAGUUAGCAUUCCGCGAAUGCUCUCCACCCUGACGAGACUUCUGCACAGCGGCACUGCUCCUGCUCCACCUCGAUCAUUCGCAGACUACCUUCGAUAUGUUCUGGCACAGAGCCCAGAGAGUUACCCGUACUGGCGCAAAUUGCUACAGGGCACCAAGGCACCAACUGUAAUCCCAUCAACCAAACAUAGAGCCUCCGUUGGUGUGCAUUUGAUCAGGGUGAGCCACACCAUUCCUCAGCCAACGAUUGUCGCAAGCUCUGCCCAGACGCCCGCAGUCCGCUUUCUGGCAUCUUGCGCCGCAAUGCUCGCUCAGACGACUGCAACACGAGAUGUGGUAUUCGGUUGCAUCAUUUCCGGCCGCAGCAGCGUUCCGGAAGAUCUUCAAGACGUCUGCGGUCCCUGUCUCAACGAGAUCCCGGUCCGCGUCACAUUUUCUGACUGCUCGUUAGCUGCAAUAACACCGCAGAGUGCUUUCGAAGUCCUGCGCCAGCAGAUGCUCGAAAGCUCUGCGCAUGAUGCUGUAGGCUUUGACGAGAUCGCUGCACAUUGCACGUGUUGGGGCGAGGAGGUUGACGACUUUGGACUCACAGCGCACUAUCAGAACUCGGCCAAUCUGGACUUGGGUGUCAAUGUUGCGAAGGAAAUUUCUUGUGUGCAACACGAGGACGAUCUGCCGGUGCCAAAGGCCAACUAUAUCGAGGUCGAGGCGGUUCCUCUGCCAGACAAGACCGUCCGUAUGAGUAUCAUGGGCAAGUCGUCUCAUUAUGAUGAGCGAUUUCUCGCGAGGUUACUGCAUAUGGUCUGCGGGAAUUAUCGCAUGUGA